AGUGACUGCCUCGUCGUAUUUCAUUUGGUUCAUGGCUCGAUCGGUCCAUAGGAGAGGCGUUCGAGAUUUAAACCCUUUGAGAUAUCAGCUUGCACCCUCGAAACACUUGCUCGUCCCUGUUCGAAUACAUGGGACCAAUUCCUCUUCUCAUCUAGAUCCUAAAUCCUCCCAAUCUAGUGCGAUUCCAUGGAUCGUCCUAGAGCUCGGCCGGAAUUAUUCACGAGAGCCCGACUUGGACUCUUUGCAGAAAAUGCCUUCUUUCGAUCCCGAUUGGCUGAAUCAGUGCGAGGUCAACCUCGACCGAGUUCAAGAAACUUGCUCGAACAUUCUGCGGAGACGGUGUGUCAAAGGCGUGAAUCAGGCCGCUUGGCAACUUCGUGCGGUAACGUGUCUCGACCUGACCUCACUCAACUCGGAUGAUACGCCAUCUACGAUCUUCAGGCUAUGCAGUAAAGCGGUGAAGCCACUUAGCGAUGAGAUCGUAUCUCAGCUGCAGACUGUCGGGGUGCGAACCGCGGCAGUCUGCGUCUAUCCACCUAGAGUCAAGGACUGUGUAGAUUCCUUCGAAACUUUGGGAGUCAGGCUCCCGAUCGCAGCUGUGGCAAGCGGUUUCCCAUCGGGUCAAUACUCCAUCGGCAGUCGACUCGACGAGAUCCGUUUCGCGGUGGAGAGCGGCGCCGAUGAGAUCGACGUAGUCAUCAAUCGUACCGCGGCUCACCGGAACGACUGGGAAACUGUCUUCAACGAGCUCUGCGAAAUGAAGGAGGCCUGCGGAAGCGCUCAUAUGAAAGUUAUCUUAUCGACAGGUGAACUUGGCUCACUGAAAAACGUCCGCAAAGCUUCGCUGACAGCCAUGCAGGCGGGCGCUGACUUCAUCAAAACUUCGACUGGGAAGGAAUCCGUGAACGCGAAUUAUCCUGUGACGCUCACUAUGCUCCGAGCGAUCUCAGACUACUACAGAGAUACCCAAACGAGGGUCGGCUUCAAGCCUGCGGGAGGGAUUCGAACAGCGAAGGACGCUCUCGAUUAUCAGCUCUUGGUCAACGAAGUACUCGGCAAGGAUUGGCUUAAGAACGAUCUUUUCCGCAUCGGAGCCAGUGGUCUCUUGAGCGAUAUCGAGAGACAGCUAUUCUUUUAUGCGACGAAACGUUACGCAAAUGCAUCUGAUUUAGCCCCGUGCUGAAGAGCACCGUAGGAUAGAUCUACUCUUUCACUGUUGAAGAU
Messenger RNA from Galendromus occidentalis (western predatory mite), 1224 nucleotides. It is a transcript of the gene Dera, whose product is annotated as deoxyribose-phosphate aldolase. The transcript is spliced from 4 exons. Gene Ontology annotation, molecular function: deoxyribose-phosphate aldolase activity. The record is from RefSeq and is a predicted model, not a curated record. Lineage: Eukaryota; Metazoa; Arthropoda; Arachnida; Mesostigmata; Phytoseiidae. Gene Ontology annotation, cellular component: cytoplasm. Bases 32 to 1183 code for a protein of 383 amino acids. Gene Ontology annotation, biological process: deoxyribonucleotide catabolic process; carbohydrate catabolic process.